UUAAAACAAUGCAAAGUACAAUUAACUUUCAAACAUGAAACGUCCAUUUAUGAGACAUUGACAAGAGGCAUGUCGAGAACAAGAGUACGAGCCGUGACCCAUCAAGAUCUUGUUCCAAGCCCUAAAACUACCGAUCUCAGCAGCAAAACUGGUAUUUUCGUCGUGGUUUUGACCAUAAUCUUUGGUCUCUCCUGCUUUGUUCUCUGUCUCUAUGCCGAAGCCACGAGAUCUCAGGUAACAAGGGUAAGCAGCACGUGCGUGUACAACGGUAGCGGUAAAACGCCGUUGUUGUGCGGUGUGAUUGCGUUCGUGGGACUAGCGGUGGCGAUGGUGGGUUUGCACAUGUACUUACUUAUCGCAGUCACCACAUCGCCGCUUGUUCUGGCUACGUGGGAUCCUGGCUCUACUCCUGCAAAGACACUCACUUAUCAAGCAGCCUUCUUCUUCGUCUCAACGUGGCUUUGCUUUGGUGUUGGAGAGGUUCUACUAUUGGUGGGACUUAGUGUGGAGUCAGGACAUCUAAAGAACUGGUCUAAGCCAAAACCUAGUUGUCUAGUAAUUCGACAAGGCUUGUUCUCAGCCGCAGGUGUGUUCUCGCUUUUAAGCGUCUUUCUAGCCACGGGACUUUACCUAAUGGCUCUUCAAGCACAUAGAAUCUCUAAAGACCUCGAAAAUACACACAGAGUAAUUCUUGAGGCAUCAGUUCUUUAUGCAUCUCCUCCAAGAUCGCCCACGAAUCGGAUGGCUACGGUAGCUCGAGAAGCUCCAGCUACGGUUAGAGAUGAGUUGACUUCUUUGGGAUAUCUUGUUUCUCUAAAGGAACUUGCAUAAAUAGCGUAGUGUAUAUAUUAUUUUACGGGAUCUAAUUUUAACUAAAAAUGAA
Brassica oleracea var. oleracea is the source of this 883-nucleotide messenger RNA. RefSeq lists its product as uncharacterized. The transcript has 3 exons. Bases 70 to 831 code for a protein of 253 amino acids. The record is from RefSeq and is a predicted model, not a curated record. Lineage: Eukaryota; Viridiplantae; Streptophyta; Magnoliopsida; Brassicales; Brassicaceae.